Molecule: messenger RNA, 1428 nt
Organism: Staurois parvus
Lineage: Eukaryota; Metazoa; Chordata; Amphibia; Anura; Ranidae
Source: the annotation of a GenBank genome assembly
AUGCAUUCAAGUUUGUUUUCCAGUUUCUCCAAGAAAGAGUCGGACUAUAAUGCCCUUCAAGCAAAGUUUCGGGAUAACGAGGCCCUCCUUCACUCUACUGAUGCUGCCCUUGUCACAGCACAGAGUGAGAAGAAAGCUCUAGAUCUGGAAGUGGAAGGUCUUAGAGCAGAGAUUGAACAGUUUGAAUCUGCUCUGGCAAAAUUAAAGGCGCAACUUGGAGAAGAGGCACUGCAGAAAGUGGAUCUUGAAAACCGUUGCCAAUCUCUUACUGAAGAGCUUGAGUUUCGUAAAAACAUCUAUGAGGAGGAAAUCAAGGAGACUCGAAAACGGCAUGAGACGCGAUUGGUUGAAGUGGAUUCUGGUCGAGUUAUUGACUAUGAGCACAAACUUGCCCAAGCUCUUGCUGAAAUGAGAGGACAGCAUGAAGACCAAGUCAAGGUUUAUAAAGAUGAGCUUGAGCAGACCUAUCAAGCUAAGCUGGAGAAUGCUAGACUGUCUUCUGAGAUGAAUAGCUCUGCAGUCAAUAGCACACGGGAGGAGCUUAUGGAGAGUCGUCUGCGUAUUGAUAGUCUCUCAAGUCAGCUAUCAGACUUGCAGAAAGAGUCUAGAGCUUGGUAUGAUCGUAUGCAAGAGCUGGAAGAGUUGCUGGCUAAGGAGAGGGAUUCUUGUCGUCGGAUGCUUGCAGAGAGAGAGCGAGAGAUGGCUGAAAUAAGAGAUCAAAUGCAGCACCAGCUUUCUGAGUAUGAACAACUUCUAGAUGUGAAGUUGGCUUUGGAUAUGGAGAUCAGUGCCUAUAGGAAGCUGUUGGAGGGUGAAGAGGAAAGACUAAAGCUUUCUCCAAGUCCAUCCUCCCGUGUGACUGUUUCCAGAGCAUCUUCGAGCCGUGCUGUGCGAACUACUAGAGGAAAGAGGAAGAGGGUUGAUGUGGAAGAAUCGGAAGCCAGCAGCAGUGUCAGCAUUGCACACUCCGCUUCUGCAACUGGGAAUGUGUCCAUUGAAGAGUUGGAUGUGGAUGGAAAAUUUAUCAAACUGAAAAAUAAUGCCAAUGAAGAUCAACCACUGGGAGGCUGGGAAAUUACUAGAAUAAUUAGAGGCACAUCUGUGCAUUACAAGUUUACCUCAAGAUAUGUGCUUAAAGCAGGCCAGACUGUUACAAUUUGGGCUGCUAAUGCUGGUGUUCCUGCAAGUCCACCAGCUGACCUCAUCUGGAAGAACCAGACCUCUUGGGGCACUGGUGAAGAUGUAAAGGUGGUGUUGAGAAACUCUCAGGGAGAGGAAGUGGCUCAAAGAUCCACUGUCUUUACAACCACUCUACCUGAGGAAGAGGUAGAUGAAGAGGAGCCAGAAGAAGCACAGGAAGUCAUUGUUGUGCAAGAGACAAGGCAGCGUCGGCAGGUUUCAGAAAACAGAAGCUGUGCUGUGAUGUAA